AUGGACAGUGAUUUACAAAUACCACCACCUGAGAUAUUUGUGUAUUUGGAUGGUGAAGAUGUCACAAAGGAAAUCAGAUUACCGACCGUUUCUAGAAAUGUUUCAAGUAUAGCAUCAAAUAGUAAAGUAAGAGAAAUACUAGUAGAAAAAUUUAGGUCCUUAGCAUCAUCAUCAGAAAUUAAAGGUGUGGUAAUGGAUGGUAGAGAUGUUGGUACAGUUAUCUUACCUGAUGCCGAAUUAAAAAUUUUUUUUAUAGCAGAUAUACAAAUCAGAGCUAAAAGAAGAUACGAAGAAAUAUUAUUACAAAUGAAUAAUACUAUUCAUAACAUUUCAAUAAAUUUUGAACAAGUUUUGAAUGAUUUGGAAAGAAGAGACAAAGAAGAUUUUGAACGGGCAGUAUCACCACUUAGGAAAGUUAAAGAUUCUAUUGUGAUUAAUACUGAUAAUCUUAGUGUUCAAGAAAGAGUCGAAAUGAUUGCUGCUUUAGCAAAAGUUAGAAUGAAAAAUUAA
This is a messenger RNA of Entrophospora candida, 510 nucleotides long. The record is from the annotation of a GenBank genome assembly. Lineage: Eukaryota; Fungi; Glomeromycota; Glomeromycetes; Entrophosporales; Entrophosporaceae.